AUGUCUUAUCAACAACCGGGAUAUAAUCCGGCGUACCAAAAUCCAUAUCCGCAAGGAGGUGCUCUUCCCCCACCGCCGGGAUUCAACGUCAAUCAGGGACAAGGUGGCCAGUUUCCGCCACCGAUUAUUCCACGUGCCCACAUGUUCAACCAAAAUGUUGAAAAUGGUGACACCGAACAGCAAGGCGAUGGCAAAUAUAACCUACAAUUCAACGAAAAAUCGAUUCGUGCCGCCUUCGUUCGCAAAGUCUUCUCGAUUAUAUUCUUAAUGCUUCUCGGUGUGACAAUCCUCACCGCAAUUCCAUGGUUCCAUCGACCGACAAUGCAAAUGAUCCGAAGAAAUAAUGCACUCUAUUUUGGUGGAUACAUUGUGUUCCUUAUCACAUAUCUUAGUUUGGCUUGCUGCAAAAGUGCCAGACGUUCGUUCCCGAUGAAUGUUAUCCUUACAGCGAUCUUUACUUUUGCCAUUGGUGUAAUGACUAUGGUAAUCACUUCCCGUCACGAUAUUAUCAGCGUUUUGUUGGCGCUGAUUAUUACUACUUUUACCGUAUUGGCAGUGGUUAUUUUCUCAGUCACUACUAAAUUCGAUAUUACUGCACACACUGGAUAUAUCGCAAUCUUCUCUUUUGCCUUCAUCAUCUUUUCUUUUGUUGCAUUCAUUUUUACAAUUUUUGUAAAAGUCAAGAUACUCUUGAUCAUCUAUGCAUUUAUUGGAACCAUUUUGUUCAUGGUUUAUUUAUGCUUGGAUAUUCAGAUGCUUAUGGGAGGCAAGAAAAUUGAGAUCUCCCCAGAAGACUACAUUUUCGCCGCCGUUGAGAUUUUCUUGGACAUUAUUCAGAUCUUCUGGUUGAUUCUCAGCUUAAUCGGAAAUUCGAGGUAA
Molecule: messenger RNA, 879 nt
Organism: Caenorhabditis bovis
Lineage: Eukaryota; Metazoa; Nematoda; Chromadorea; Rhabditida; Rhabditidae
Source: the annotation of a GenBank genome assembly